Messenger RNA from Hyposmocoma kahamanoa, 6496 nucleotides. Its product is annotated as zinc finger protein Xfin-like. The record is from RefSeq and is a predicted model, not a curated record. Gene Ontology annotation, cellular component: nucleus. Lineage: Eukaryota; Metazoa; Arthropoda; Insecta; Lepidoptera; Cosmopterigidae. Gene Ontology annotation, molecular function: zinc ion binding. The coding region runs from base 180 to 4904 and encodes 1574 amino acids. The transcript is spliced from 5 exons.
CGACUCGACCCUGCCGUUCCGACCAAACCUAUCGACUUCUCAUGCUCAUCAUCAGCCGCUUUCGUGCUUAGGCCAGAACGAUGUGUAGUGCUUUGUGUUGAAGUGCUCGUGGUGACAUGGCGUCCUUUUUUUAAUCGUUGUGGAUAGUGAUUUCAGCUCGUGAAUAUUGUUUAUUUACGAUGAGUGUGAAUUAUGAUCGUGUUUGUAGACUGUGCUUGUCAUCUCGAGGCGAAUUACUGCCGAUUUUUCCUACCACCAGUUCGGAUGACACGGAGCCUCCCAUCCUAGCUUCGAAAAUCAAGGAUUGUGUGUCUGUACAAAUAAAUGAAAAUGACGAACUACCAACUAAUGUCUGCAGAAAGUGCAUGGACAAUGUCAACAAUUGGCACAUAUUUAAGUCAGUAUGUGAAAGGACACAAAACAAACUACAGUCUCUGUUUAAUAAGGAUGGCAGCCAACUAGAAGAGGUGCAUGUUAAAAGUGAACCUUUCUCUGAUGAAGCCUAUGAUGAUGGAGUGGUCAUUGAUGGGUCAUACCCUGAAGCAGAGAAUGCUGCCACUUCAAGUAAAGUACAGCCAGAAGGCCCACCAAUCUUGGCUUCAUUGGGGCUCACACCGAGGAGUGAUAAGGGCGCGGAGAGUGAGAAAGAUGAAGACGAUGAGGAAGAUGAAGAAGAAGAGGAAAUGAACGAGCCUGCUCAAAUCUUCGCGAAGGUUCCCAACAUGCCUGAAGUUUCCAUCACCGUGAUGCGGCCUACGGGAGAAACCCUGCAGUCUCGACAAGGCAUCCAGCAGCUAGCAUCCAAAGAUUGUUUGGUUUGUGGACGCUCCUAUAGAUAUUCCCAUAAUGCUAGACGGCACGAGCUAACUGCUCAUAGCUUUGACAGAUACACCAACAAAGUAACAACGAACAAAAAGUCCCAUUCGCAAAUGCAACCAAAACUGAGACCUAACCCUUUCAAUCCUAAAGCUCGGUUGAUGCCAAACCCCAUCAGUCACAAAAUGCAACUUAUUCCAAAAGGCAUAUCUGCUAAAAUUAUGCCUCAAAAAAUUGUAGCGCCACCAAAACCUAUACCUAUAAAGCCAUCAAAGGGACCGCAGAACAAUCUGCCUUAUCCACUUCGCAUUAAGGCUCUUAAAGAUCUACAAAUUAAGAAAAAAGAGCCACAAAUUUUGAAAACUUUGCUAACUACAAAACCUGAAGUCUUAGUAUCUGAACCUGAAAUUUUGAACUCUGCUCCAGAAAGCCCAGAAACUUUGAUUUCUGAACCAGAGAUAGCUUCAUUCCAAGUUGAAACUAUACUGUCUGAACCAGAUGGAUACGAUCAGAACAAUGGAGAUGAGAUGGACGGAGAAGACCUUGACAAUCAAAAUCCAGCUUAUGACACAGUAGAUAUGGAGUCUGACAAUGAAAUAGAGAUUGCUCAACAAAAGGACGACGUUCAUCAAUAUGCUAAUGAUCAUGAUAUGGAAGAAGAAAACGCUGAUAACGAUGGUGAGAAUAACGUUGACGACAGUCAUGAAAAUCCGCAAGACGAUGACAAGGAAGGUCAAGUUGACGGUGUUGAAGCUAAAACUGAAGAAGAUAACAAAGUUGACGAAUAUGCCAAUGAAGGUGACCACGACAGUCAUGAGAAUCAAGAAGAAAAUGAGGAUGAAGGAGACGAAGAGCUACCGCCAAUGGAAAUAGCGCCUGUGGUCGAAAUUAAUGAAGAUAUGCACAACACCAAUUCAUACAACAGCGAGCCGAAUGAAGAGGAGGAAGAAGAACUUGAAGAUACAGCAGACAAUAACGAUACUGUAGAUAGUGUAGAACAAAAGGAACUCGAUCCUAACAAGCUGUAUGUAACGAAAACCCAAAGAGAUUUCAUAUUAAAAUAUAGGGACAUAAUUGAACAGAUAAAUACAAAAUGUUGUUUGUGUUGCAAGAGAGAACAUCCUCGCAGAAAAGCCGUAAUUCAGCACUUGCAAAAGAAUGGACAUAAAGUACCCAAACACACUUGUUACAACUGUGUUGUAACUUUCACUCAUAUUGGGGCUCUACUUAGCCACAUGAGAUCCAAUACUUGCACAGAUUUGUGGAAAAUCAUUUAUAACGAAGGAGGCAUUACUGAUGACGUGGUAAUUGAUGAUCCCAAAAAAGUUCAGUACAAAGAUAUAUUCAAUGCCAGAUCUUAUGCUUGUAAGCUGUGUCCAGCUAAGUUUCAAUUGAAACAGUUUAUAAUGAAACAUGUAUUGGAUGUUCAUGAAGAUGGCCAGUCUAUGGUGCCUCUUUCAUGUGUGCAUUGUGGAAGUAGAUUCAAAGACAGACAGACGUGGAAGAAACACAUACGUAAUGGCGAAUGCACGGUGUAUAUCGCUUGUGAUCUUUGCUCUGAAAAGUUCAUUAAUAUGCAAGAUUUUAAUGAUCAUGCUUUGGCUACUCAUGCCGGAAGCUUUGAAGCAAACAAUCAAAGUAAGUGCGUUGACGGACGACCAACAGAUUGCCCAUUAUGUGACAAGAAACUUAACUCAUAUCAACACCUGAUAAAACAUUUGAAGUUCGCUCAUAAUGAAGAUAAACCUCACUUUUGUAGGCAUUGUGAUGCAAAGUUCGAAGCUACGGCAGAUCUUGACCAGCACAUUUACACUGAGCAUUCUGAUAAAUCUCUGGGUAACCGGAGUAUGGAGCCCGACAUGUCACUGGUGAAAGAGGAAGCAGAAGAAUAUCAUUACUCAUGCACUGAAUGUAAUGCCAUUUUUGAAACUGUUGACGCUUGGACUGAUCACCAAGUAGCUGAACAUAAUCAAGUAGCACAUCAUUGCGACCAGUGCGAAAAGAAGUUCUUGAGACCAUCUGAACUUGCUGAACAUAAAAAUACACAUCUUCGUGUCAAGUUUUAUCCAUGCAGUGUCUGUGCUAAUUCUUACAGUACACCACAAAAAUUGUCAGACCAUGUGCAACAAGCACAUCCUGGCGCAGGAGCUUAUACGCCUGCCGAAUCUGAAUUUUAUUGUGACAUUUGCAUCAGGUCAUUCAAGAGUCGCCAAGCAUAUUCCAACCACAUGCGUAUUCAUGCCAAAGUACCCACCACCAACAGAAAGCCGGGAGAGCCAAAAAGUUUCGCUCCUCAAAUUAUUGGAAAGCCAAUCAAACAGUUUAAUAUUGCACAGCAAGGUGUUGUUUUCAAGCCAAAUUGUAAUGUUCCUAAUGCUCCGUACUCAUGUGAUAUUUGCGGUAAAGGGUUCAUGCAUAAGAAGAACAUAUGGAAGCACAAAAAGGUGCUACAUGCUGAUCUUCUUAACGACCGGAAUGACAGCGAGGACAAUACCAUGCACGCUUCAACCGAGGAAGAUGAAUAUACUAUUGAUGAGAAUGGUACUGGACUAUCGACCCCUCAGUUUAAUAGCUUCAAUUUCACCCACUUUGCCAACAGUGCGCAACAGCAAUCUCAGGCAGAAGUAUACACUUGCGACAUUUGCUAUCAGCGAUUUUCAUUUAGAGACAGCUUGAGAAAGCAUAAGCGUGCCAAACAUGGUAGCGUAAAUCCCAUUGCGGGUAGUAGCUCUGAAACUCAAUCAACACCUGUUAGCGAAGGCUCCAGGUCCAGUUGCACAAUCUGUAAGAUUACUUUUUCAGACAAAAAGUCGUAUUAUCGUCAUAGGAAGAAUGUGCAUAAAACCUCGACACAGAUGUGUAAAAUAUGCGGCAAACCAUUGAACUCUACGUUAGAGUUGUAUGAACAUCUGAAAGCUGCUCACGCGAGAGAGUUACUAGGCUAUAACGCUAACCAAGGUUCCAGUAAGUCUCAAGACAUGACACAAGAAUUAGAAAUUGAAUAUGAUGGCGAUCAGGAUACUGUGGACCCCAACGUGGACUACCAAGCGCGUUACCCGUGUGACACUUGCGGCAAACAGUUCGUUGGAUUACUGGCUUUACAAAAUCACCAAUGUAUAAGUCCACCCACCCAGCCGCAAACGUUUGAUUGCGAAAUUUGCCACAAGAGCUAUACAUCUAUUGCUGCGCUAAAGAGUCACCGCGGUUGGCACUUACGAUCGCCAGACGGUAAAGCGGCUGCCAAUAAUUCCGGACUAUGGAUGCCCCAGCACAAAGUGACAAGUAAGGUCAGUAAACAUGAGGUAGUUGACCAAGCUAAACUGCCCCGUAUGACUCAAUCUGCUCCAGCUACGAGCGUUAUUGCCAAGAGGAGAUUGCCUCCAGAAGUUGAAGUUACUGUCGUAAAUCCGAACAAAAAGAUGCGUUCUGACGAUUCGGUUGAGAUGGAUCAACAUAAUAAUACGUCGUCAAGUGGCGUGGACGAUAGAUAUUGUACGAUUUGUGAUAAGGAGUUCACUAAACGAGCUGCUUAUCAGCGCCAUAUGGAUGAGGUGCAUCAGCCUAAUUCCGUAUUUUGCCCAGUUUGUGACAAAAGUUUUACACGUAAAUCAACUUUACUCGUGCACAUGAAAAAACAUUACGAGGGUGGCGAAGGAAGCUCAUCUACAGUCGGCCAAGCAGAUGAUGAGGCUCUUGCUUGUGACCUCUGUGGAGCUCAGUACGACAAUGCACAAGCUUUGAGAGCUCACCGUAUAAGGCACCACGGAGAGGAGGAGUCUGAUCACGACUCUGAGGAAGAUGGCAGUGGCGGCAAUGCCACCCAGCCGGGAGAAUUCACUUGCGCCCAGUGCGGUGACGGCGUAGCCACUCCUCGUGAUUUGAUCGCCCACCGCACAAUGCAUGCUACUCCCACCAAGUAUUUCUGUAACAUUUGCAAAGUCUACUUCGCGAGAGCUCUAGAUUUGUCUUCCCACACAAGAGCAAGGCAUAGUGAGGGCGAAAAGAGUGCCACUUACCCUUGUGCGAUGUGCGACCGAUUCUAUAUGAAUAAGAAGAGUUUGCAGCGGCACAUUGAAAUGGCUCAUUGAUCUUUCCCUCACACGUAAGUUACUCUCCAAGCCCUAUAUUUACGAUUUCAAUGUGAGUUGCAAACUUUCUAUUUGUAGAACUUUCGGCUUGACCGAUUGCUAAAAUACAAGUUCCAUUGUAGUGGGAUUUAUUAGACUUAUAAAUAAUAUUGUGUUGGUCUUAAUAAGAUAUUAUUUAAUAUUAUUUUGUCAUUCCUUUAUUGUACUUUUGUGGAUUUGCUAUCGAUAUAAAACACGUCUUUAUUUUCUUGGUUUAAUGCUUGUCAUUUUAAGUAUUUGCUCAUUUUAAUGUUAUUUAUUACUAUAGUGCUACUUUUAAUUUAAUGUCCUUUGUGAUGAGGACUGUUACCUCGGUAACAGUUGUGUGGGAUUCACAUUUGGGCCCCUUAGACAUUUAGGUAUUUUUUAUAAUUACAAAAAUAAUUGUAAUUUUAAUUACUCGUAAAUUAGGCGAAGUGAUUUAUGCAUUUCUUUGUAUUUUAAUAUUGGAAUCAUGGGCCAAAAUUUUAAUGAUGUAGUCAAAUGAAAAUCAGUCAACCGGGUGUUAACUUUUAUCUAUAAGUUAUCAGUUGUAUUUUCAAAAUUGUGAAGUAUAUUGAAAUCGAUAUUUUUAUGGGAAUAGUGUGAAAUUGGACAAUUUAAUAAUUUACUGUUACUGAUUAGUUUUAAAUACAUAAUUGUAAAUAAUAUAAUAGGGUAUUUUUAUGAUUUGAGGGCGAAAUGAGUUAUUAUUUGGACUUCUACACGAAACAAUCGUCUAAGUUUUAGUAAAAUGUACUGAUUAUUUUAAUAAUUUCAAAUGUAUAAUUUCUACAAAGUGCUUACCACUAAAGGGCAUAUCUCCUCAUCUAUGGUUAAAGGUUUACAAUACACCUAAAAUAUGUAAAACAUACUUUUAGGGAUUAAGUAUUAUGGCCUACUGUCUUGAGGUUAAGAUUCCUUGUACAUUAAGAGUUCGACUUCUUAUUGUAGGAUAAUUUACUGUACAAACCUUUGUACUUUUGCAUGUAUUCUAACAGUUCUGUUAUUCCUAUACCCACCAUUUACAACGUAUAAAAACGUAGUAGGUGCCAAAUAUUCAUCUAUCUAUAAAUGCUAUUUUAGGGAAAAUAAAAUGUAUAUUUAUCGUAAUAUUAACAUUGUACAAAUGUAUAUUUGCACAGUUGAAUUCAAAUGCUCCUGCUUUGAAACAAAAAAGAACAUUAAUGUAUUACAUAGUCUGCCUUUAGUCGACAUUUACUCUGUAGUGUAACAAAGUUCUUUACACUAUUAAUUGAAAAUAUUUAUGAAGCUUUGAGGCCAUUUUCGUUAUUUAUUUUCGAAUAAUACGGCGCUUCAUCUUUUUUAUGGUUUGUUUUUAGUUGACUAAUGGCAUAAGGCGAAAAACAGAACGGUAGCAAUUAUUUCCGGCUCAAUGUUGCCGUUAAAACAUAGUUUCUACUCAUUAAUUGUCAAGAGUUUGACAGACAACAAUAGAAACUGCUAAACGGCAAUACUGAAUCGGAAAGACAAUAUCUUUAAAUAGUUUGCUCUGAUGACUGAGGAGCAGAAGGUAAAUAAUAAACAAAUAAAUAAAUAAAUAAAUAUUAGAC